CGGGCCUUGGUUUGUGGAGAAUGCCUCACUGGUUUUUUAAGUCGAGGUUGAAACCAUCCUUUGAUGGCGCACUUAUUCAUUCUGGCGUUUUGGCAAGAAUGACCCGUGAACACGGACCCAGGCCGUGAAUCUCAUCGACAAAGAAUACAUCCUCAAUCCGGCCCACCAGUCCUGCAAUGGUGCAGUAGAUACAACACAACAGCAGAUAUGUUGUAACACAACAGCAGUGUGUCCUCCUGCGCAUAUUUGAUGAUGUUGGAAGCCUGGAAAUCAAAUCUCCACCCCGUUUACUGUUCAGGCGAAGGCCUUUAGCUGCUUGAAGAUAACCCCAUGUAUCUCAACAGAUCUCAACAAGGGAGGUGAAGAAUGAAAAGGCUCCAAACUUUGGGCCUUACAGAGUGCAUGUUUCCUUUCGUUAAUUAUAUCCUUUUUCGGAUCUGUGAGGAAGACAUCAGACAGAUUCAGACAGCUCCCUGCGAAGAAACACGUUUUCUUCAGAGCCGAUCCCAUGAAUUUAUCUCUCGGUGUCGCCUUUUCGCAGUCAAGUUUCCUUGCUGGUUCAGGUAUUCUGCAUGCAUCUUCUUCACCCUAGCGACCAUGGUCUUUUCAGGCCGAGUACAUUCAGUGUAUCAUCGAGGCUACUUCUACGGCUUCACUCGCCACACCGUCUUCACCAUCUUACUGCAAGCAGUCGCCGGGCUAACAGUCUCAAGGAUUCUCAAGUAUGCCGAUGCAGUUCAGAAGAAUGUUGCAGCCUCCUUGCGGGGACCCAUCCUGGUGUGCGUUUCGCCCCUGGUUGGAUCCAUGGCGAAUACACAGACCUUGCUCUCCGCCCUCCUGGUGAGCUGUGGCUGCACGAUCUACCUACUGCAGGGACCUCUGAGCGCAAGUGAGAGUAAGGCUGAGCAAACCGGGCAAACGAGGUAGAUCAGAUGGCUGUGGGUCAUGGCACCAGGAUACCUUCGUUGACCUACCUGGAAGGUCAAGCUACCUGAUGGACCCUCCAAGUUUUAACCCCUCCGCAGAUAAGAUCAUUGGAGAUCAUACGUAUCGUUUUGCUGGCUUAUGCUGAAGGAGCAAUUAUCUAUUUCAGCGAGCUGGGUGGAGAGAAACAUAACUCAUACUUCUUGUGGCAGACCAAGGAGGAGCUAGACCUAACGGCCUGACUCUUUUGCCACUUGAAGCCAACAAUGCAUCGAAGCAG
Durusdinium trenchii is the source of this 1204-nucleotide messenger RNA. NCBI's taxonomy places the organism in Eukaryota, Dinophyceae, Suessiales, Symbiodiniaceae. The record is from the annotation of a GenBank genome assembly.